GAGAGCCAGAGAGCAGCAACACCCUCCUCACGCCUUGGAUCUCGCUAUUUCCCUCUCCCUUCUCCCUCCCCCAAUCACGCCCCACAGCAUGGAAUUUGAAUGCAAGACCUGCAACCGCAAGUUCUCUUCCUUUCAAGCUCUUGGAGGUCACAGAGCCAGCCACAAGAAGCCCAGGCUUGAUUCCCAAGCCCAGCCCCACAAACCCGAUCCCGCGAGAUCGGUGCACGAGUGCUCUAUUUGUGGCCAGCGAUUCUCUCUGGGACAGGCCCUCGGAGGCCACAUGCGAAAGCACAGAGCCGCCGUCACAGAGGAGGCCGUCCCCUGCUUGCCGGUUCUCAGGAGGUGCAACAGCAAGAGGGUGGUGUGCCUCGACUUGAACUUGACCCCUCUCCAGAAUGACCUCAACCUCCUCUUCGGAGACAGGGCUCCUCAGCUCAAUCUCUCCCUGUGCUCAAGAUUUGAAGGCAUGAAGAGGGAGAGAGAUUGCGAGAGAAUGGACGUGGCCAAUUGUCUGAUGCUGCUGUCUCACCAUGCUCGUCAAGAAACAAAAGCUGAGGGUUUAGAAUUCGAAUGCAAGACGUGCAAGCGAAAGUUCUCGUCGUUUCAGGCUCUGGGAGGGCACAGGGCGAGCCACAAGAGGGCUAAGUUGGAGGGUGGCGAACAAGACUUGAAAGCAGAGGCCAAAUCUCUGAGGUUAGGGAACAAACCCAGGAUGCACGAGUGCUCCGUCUGUGGCAUGGAAUUCUCGCUGGGCCAAGCACUCGGAGGCCACAUGAGGAAGCACAGGGCUGCUCUUCACCAUGAUACGCACCCAGUGGACGACGUCGUUGCCAGGGUCCCUGUUCUUAAGCGAUCCAAUAGCACCAGGGUUCUGUGUUUGGAUCUUAACUUGACGCCUCUCCAGAAUGACUUGAAUUUAUUGCUCGCAAACAUGGCACCCGCCUUCACCUGAUACAUUUGCCUUUGUGUUUAACCUUGUUCUGUAUUCUUUCAAUUCUUUACCUCACAGUUUUGUUCCAUGAAAAUAGUUUAGAUGUUAGAUCUUGCA
Molecule: messenger RNA, 1048 nt
Organism: Prosopis cineraria
Lineage: Eukaryota; Viridiplantae; Streptophyta; Magnoliopsida; Fabales; Fabaceae
Product: zinc finger protein ZAT11-like
Exons: 2
Coding region: 89-952 (287 amino acids)
Biological process (GO): response to chitin; response to stress
Source: RefSeq, a predicted model, not a curated record